CCGCGGCCGCGCAGGCGCAGUGUGGCGGCCGAGUCAGUGUGUAUGUGAGACUGUGACGGGUUCAAAAUGGCGGCAGCUGCUCCUGUAAGAGGACAAAGGAAAAGAAGAGACCUGGAGGAAGAGGAAGAAGACAGCAGCCCUGGAGUAUCUUUCUCGCUCUCUUCGGAAGAGUCAGAGAUGGAGCCUGAGGAAGAGAGAAUUCGUUACAGCCAAAGACUGCGUGGGACAAUGAGACGGCGCUAUGAAGAUGAUGGCAUCUCAGAUGAUGAAAUUGAAGGAAAGAGGACGUUUGACCUGGAGGAGAAACUCUCCACCAAUAAAUUCAACUCCACCUUUGUCGUCUUCAUGGAAGGCAAAGACUUCACGGUUGAAUACAUCCAGCGGGGUGGACUGAGAGAUCCUCUGAUUUUUAAGAACUCUGAAGGCCUUGGAAUAAAGAUGCCAGAUCCUGACUUCAGUGUGAAUGACGUGCGCCUCUAUGUAGGGAGCAGGCGGAUGGUGGAUGUCAUGGACGUGAACACGCAGAGGGACAUUGAGAUGUCCAUGGCACAGUGGGCACGCUACUAUGAGACCCCAGAGGAGGAGCGGGAGAAACUGUACAAUGUCAUCAGCCUGGAGUUCAGCCACACCAGACUGGAAAACCUGGUGCAGAGACCUGCCACGGUGGAUUUGAUUGACUGGGUUGACAACAUGUGGCCAAGACACUUGAAAGAGAGUCAGACUGAGUCUACGAAUGCCAUUCUGGAGAUGCAGUAUCCCAAGGUGCAGAAGUACUGCUUGAUGAGCGUCAAGGGCUGCUAUACAGAUUUCCACGUGGACUUUGGGGGCACCUCUGUGUGGUACCACAUCCACAGAGGGGGAAAGAUCUUCUGGUUGAUCCCCCCUACACCCCAGAACCUGGAGCUUUAUGAGAAUUGGCUACUGUCUGGGAAACAGGGAGACAUCUUCCUUGGUGAUCGAGUGUCAGAAUGUCAGCGUAUUGAGCUCAAGCAGGGCUAUACAUUCGUCAUCCCUUCAGGUUGGAUCCAUGCUGUGUACACUCCCACUGAUACUUUGGUUUUUGGAGGCAACUUCCUGCACAGCUUCAACAUCCCCAUGCAGCUGCGAAUCUACAGCAUUGAAGAUCGAACACGGGUCCCAAACAAGUUUCGCUAUCCCUUCUACUAUGAGAUGUGCUGGUAUGUGCUGGAACGCUAUGUCUACUGUAUCACCAACCGCUCCCACCUGACCAAGGACUUCCAGAAGGAGUCACUCAGCAUGGAUAUGGAGUUGAGCUCCUCAGAGUCAGGAAAUGUGGAUGAAGAGGAGGAUGCACCUGAUAAGGAGCCACGACGCCCGGUCACCAGACGGUCAGUCCUCACAAGCCCUGUGGCCAAUGGUGCCAACCUAGACUAUGACGAACUAAGCAAAGGCUGCAGGAGUCUGCCAGGCCUUAAGAAAACCCCAUCCACGGACUCCUCUGACUCCAGCCGGGCCCCUCAGAAUGGCCAGGCCUGGGACCCCCUCGCCAGCAGUCCACACAAGAGCAACAAAGUGCACCUGACUCAGUUUGAGCUGGAAGGGCUGCGCUGCCUGAUGGACAAGCUGGAGUCUCUGCCCCUGCACAAGAAGUGUGUCCCCACAGGCAUAGAAGAUGAGGAUGCCCUCAUAGCUGAUGUCAAGCUGCUGCUAGAAGAGUACGCAAACAGCGACCCCAAACUGGCACUUACAGGCAUCCCUAUCGUCCAGUGGCCCAAGAGAGAUAAGCUAAAGUUCCAGGCCCGACCAAAGUUGCGGUUGCCCACCAUCCCCAUCACCAAGCCUCACACCAUGAAGCCAGCCCCACGCCCAGCACCUGUAAGGCCCACGGUCUCUCCGAUUGUGUCGGGAGCAAGGCGGAGGCGGGUGCGGUGCCGUAAAUGCAAGGCCUGCAUGCAGGGCGAGUGUGGCAUGUGCCACUACUGCAGGGAUAUGAAGAAGUUUGGUGGGCCUGGUCGCAUGAAGCAGUCCUGUGUCCUCCGGCAAUGCUUAGCGCCCAGGCUGCCUCACUCUGUUACGUGUGCACUUUGUGGGGAGGUGGAUCAGAAUGAAGACUCGCAGGACUUUGAGAAGAAGCUCAUGGAGUGCUGCAUCUGCAAUGAGAUAGUUCAUCCUGGCUGCCUGCAGAUGGAUGGGGAAGGGCUGCUCAAUGAUGAAUUGCCCAACUGCUGGGAAUGUCCAAAGUGCUACCAGGGUGAUGACUCUGAGAAAGGCCAGAAGGCCCAGCUACCAGCAAAGCUCACUACCCCCCAGAAGAAACGGCUGUUCCAACGGCAGUCGCACCCAGACCCUGUUGCUAAGCAGCAAGUGAACUAUGUGCGCCGCAGGCUGGCCAAGUGGAGGCUGGCAGCACUGCCUAGGCGGCGGACCCAUGGCUACCAGAUCAUACGUAGGACGUUCCCUGCCGUCCCAGACAAGACUCUGCCAGCGAAAGCAAGCAAGAAGCGGAAGAUGGAGGAGAGCGAUGAGGACACGGUUCAGGCCAAAGUCUUGCGGCCCUUGCGAAGCUGUGAAGAGCCCCUGACUCCCCCACCAAACUCACCCACCCCCAUGCUGCAGUUGAUUCAUGACCCAGCAUCACCGCGGGGCAUGGUGACACGGUCAUCCCCAGGGGCUGGCCCCAGUGACCAUCACAGUGCCAGCCGGGAUGAGCGCUUCAAGCGGCGGCAGUUGCUGCGACUCCAAGCCACAGAACGCACAAUGGUGCGGGAGAAGGAGAACAACCCCAGUGGCAAGAAGGAGCUGUCGGAGGUGGAGAAAGCCAAACUCCACGGCUCCUAUCUCACGGUCACGCUGCAGAGGCCCACCAAAGACAUGCAUGGCACCUCCAUUGUGCCCAAACUGCAAGCCAUCACCGCCUCCUCCACCAACCUACGGCACUCUCCCCGCGUGGUCAUGCGCCAUAGCCCAGCAAGGACGCCCCAGCGGGGCGGGGAUGAGGAAGCAGAGGAUGAGGAGGAGGAGGAGGAAGAAGAAGAUGAAAGUGCGGAGGAGGGUGGGGCAGCCCGCCUCAAUGGCAAAGGUCGGCUGCAGGAUGGAGAGGAAAGCUGGAUGCAGCGUGAGGUGUGGAUGUCAGUGUUCCGCUACCUCACUCGCAGAGAGCUCUGUGAAUGUAUGCGGGUGUGCAAGACUUGGUACAAAUGGUGCUGUGACAAGAGAUUGUGGACAAAGAUUGACUUGAGCAGGUGCAAGUCCAUCACCCCCCAGGCUCUGAGUGGCAUCAUCAAAAGGCAGCCAGUCAGCCUCGACCUCAGCUGGACCAAUAUCUCCAAAAAACAGCUCACCUGGCUUGUCAACAGGUUGCCAGGCCUGAAAGACCUCAUCCUUGCAGGCUGCUCCUGGUCUGCAGUCUGUGCUCUCAGUACCUCCAGCUGCCCCCUUCUCAGGACCCUCGAUCUUCGGUGGGCAGUAGGAAUCAAGGACCCACAGAUCCGGGACUUGCUCACACCUCCGACAGACAAACCAAGUCAGGACAAUCGCAGCAAACUCCGCAACAUGAUAGACUUCCGGUUAGCUGGCCUGGACAUCACCGAUGCCACGCUGCGGCUCAUCAUCCGCCACAUGCCUCUGCUCUCACGUCUCGACCUUAGUCACUGCAACCACCUCACGGACCAGUCAGCCAACCUCCUAACGGCUGUGGGGUCUUCCACACGCAACUCGCUCACAGAGCUCAACAUGGCAGGUUGCAAUAAGCUGACAGACCAGGCCCUGCUCUACCUGCGGCGCAUCUCCAACGUCACCCUGAUUGACCUGCGAGGCUGCAAGCAGAUCACCCGGAAGGCCUGCGAGCACUUCAUCUCGGACCUGUCCAUCAACAGCCUUUACUGCCUGUCUGAUGAGAAGCUGAUCCAGAAGAUCAGCUAGAGACCAAGCCCAGGCAGACUGAGGAGAAGGAAAGAUCCCAUCCCACCCCUCUCGGAGAGCCGCUCCUCCUUCCCCCCCCCCCCCCACUCUGUCCUGCUUUGAGGCCAGCAUUGUGCCCACCUCCCCUGCCCAAAUCCACAGGCAGGUCAGAGGCCAGCCUGACUCCACAGUUGUCCUCCUCCUGGGACUUUGCUGAUGAAGAUGUCCUGUCAGGCUGGCCAGUAGCUGAGGAGGAAUGGGCAAACGCAGGGGGAGCUCGCUCAGAGGCUGCCCGCUCUUAGUCUGAAGUUGAAGUUGUGUCAAGGUCUCUGCAUGGAGGAACAUGCCCCCUUUUCUCCUCGCCUCAGCACCCCGGAACAGAUUUUUGCUUCCUAGUUAGCAUGGGUGAGGGGAGCAAUACCCUCCCCAUGGAAGAGGGAUUGCAGCUGGACAGUCUGGAACAAGCUUGCGCCCCAUCUCCUCCCCGGUGCCACCCCCAUCAUGUACAUCUCUUGGGAUCCCAUGGUUUUUUGGUAACCUAGUUUGUCCUGCCAUGUCUGCACCCUUCCUUUAAGCUUUCCCUCUUCUUGGCCUUGACUAGCAAAAGUGACUGAGGUUCCCCCACUGCUGUGUUUGGUGGUUCUUCUUGCAGAGAGGAUGAGCCCUGGAGUGGCUGGAGGAGGUUGGACAGUGGGUUCUUGCAGGUGGAUGCCUCUUUCAUGGCUAGCUGGGGAAGGGUGGGUUACAGCCCCUGUCCCACUUUAGGAGGCAAGGUUGGACAUGUUGAGCUUCCGCUCUGGGGUGGCAAUGGCUUGCUCAGAGCAGUGUUUACCCACACACCGGCCAGGGGAUGGAGAGUCCAGGUUCUCCUCUCCCUUCUUAGAAGGGAACAGGGAAGGAUGUCUUCAGGGGGCACAGGUACAUCAGAGCUCAGGGAGGACUCAGAAGGCAUCAGACAGGGUUUCCAGAUCCUGCAUGGGGUGGGUUGCACCUUCUCCCCAGCCUCCUGUAUGCAGCCUAGUAUCAUUAAGCACUCUUGGGACACUGCAGCCAGAGGAGAAAACCCUUCUCUGUCUUGCCACCCAGGGCGUAGCUAUUGGCUCUUGAAUGGGGAGAUGAGGAUGGGGGUGUCAUUGCCCCCACCCCCACACCCUUUAGCUGCCACUUUUUCCUUUGCAAUGAAUGGUCGGUCCAAAGAACCUCUCUCUUGGGCAGCAGAGAGCUUUUUGCACUUUAAAAAAAAAAAAAAAAGGUUGGAAUCUUAUUUUGGGUCACUGUUUUAUUUUCCCCCCCUGCCCUCCCCUUCUCCCCUCCCCCCCAGCCCCCAGAGUGACUGGACACUCCCCCAACUGAGAGCUUGUCAAUGUAAUGCACAUUUUGCACUGUGCUCUCUUCUUCCACCACCUCCUGCCUCCACACCCCAACCCCACUUAUCUCUGAGCAUACUGAUAGCACAAAACCAGACUGCCCGUGCGCUCCCCUAGUCCGCUCACAAGGCUUGCACAGGAGAAAGCAACUCGAAGCAGCAGGGGAAGAAGGAGGCAGGCCAAGGGCAGUGGCAGAACCUGAAAGGAGGCUAGCACAGAUGUACCCUCGCUGCUUCCAAAGCAAUAAGGGAGAGGAGGAAGCAGCUGUCACCCCUUCAGCUCUCCUUGCGGCCUGCUGGCUCCAACCGCUCUGGCACCAGUGACCUCUGCUGUGGUGUUGGCUGGGGGCGGGAUGAGGCCUUUGUUCAAAUCAGCUGAACCCCCAGGGGGUCAGGCCCUGCACUUCCUUCCCCCAGACCUCCAUGUUAUGAGCCAGGUUCUGUUCUGAGAGGGGGGAAAAUGCAAGUGUGAUGAAUUCCGCAGUGCCUCGGUACAUGGGAGUUUUGCUGCAGUUAAUUCUGAGAGUUUUGAGCAAAAAUUACCCACUUAUUCUUGUCGCUGACCUGGGAGUGGAAGCUUUCUUCCUUUUUAUGUUCUUUGGUUGCUCCUGUGGUAAACUUUUGAGAAGAAUCAAACUAUUUUUGUUGGGGUUUUUUUGUUUCCUUUCUAAAGGAAUGUGGGGCAGCCACAAGCAGGAGAUCAAGGACAUCCGACCUGGGGGACGCACCAGCCCUGAGCGUGGCUGGGCUAGCUUUCUUUCCAUUUUUUUCUUUUCUUUUCUUUUUUCCCAGUCUGGAAAGCAAAAGUAUCUCUGUACCUAAAACAAUAUGCAGUCAGUACUGAGCUACAGCAGAUCGUCGCUACAGGGGGGUGUCAAUGCUAGGCAGUGGGGGUGACCAAGCUGAUGGGUGAAGGGGCCGGCUAGUGUUUCAGUUCGUUGCCCCAUGGCCUUCUCAGACAUUGGCCCUCCACCAAGUCUGUGGCUCCAGAGACUUAAAAACUUAAAAUGAAGGUGCGAUAACUCGUUACCAUAACUGGCCACCACCUUGGAGGGCAAGGGGUGAAAAUCCACAAAGGAAAGAAGAAAAAAAAUAAUUAUAUAUAUGAAAUCACUUAGUGAUUUAAAAAACUGCUCCCUAAAUAAAACUCCCUAAAGAAAGUCAUUAUUGUUUAAAGGGUUUGGUUGUGUUUUUUGUGUUGUUUUUUUUUUUCUUCUUUACCCCCCCCUCCCCCCCACACACACACAAAGAAAUAUUGUAAAUAUAUAUAUUUUUUGUUGGCAAUUUAGAGUCCAUCUCCAAUGUUUGUGCUUUAAAAUUAAUUGUAAGCAUUAAGGGUAAAAGAAACCAAGUCUUAUGUGCUCUCUCAGUUGAUAUGUUUUGGGUUGGGGGGGCUUAUUAUUUGGGGCAAAGGGAGGGGGAGCUAGUUGGAAUUCUUUUUUUUUUCUUUUUUUUUCUUUUUUGUUGUUUUUUCUUUUUUCUAAGCAUUCUCCAAUACUGGUUUUAGAGAGAAUCUUUGCUCAUAAAAUUACCACAUGGAUGGGAGAGACACUUGUGGGGGAGGGGAGGGAAGAUACCAGCCUCUGAAGGGAAAUAUUUUGUUUCUUGGGGGUGGAUUUUUGGAAUAAAAGUUUAAAGAAAAAUG
Alligator mississippiensis (American alligator) is the source of this 6872-nucleotide messenger RNA. RefSeq names its product lysine demethylase 2A (gene KDM2A). The coding region runs from base 67 to 3882 and encodes 1271 amino acids. The record is from RefSeq and is a predicted model, not a curated record. NCBI's taxonomy places the organism in Eukaryota, Metazoa, Chordata, Crocodylia, Alligatoridae. The transcript has 23 exons. Gene Ontology annotation, molecular function: zinc ion binding; protein binding; histone demethylase activity. Gene Ontology annotation, biological process: regulation of transcription by RNA polymerase II; protein demethylation.